AUGGAGCGUCGCAAAGCGUUGGGCAUGUAUUCGAAGCUGAAGGAUCAGCAGGCGGCACUGAUACCGACCCCGCAAAAGGAUAAUGAAGACGGGGACUCGCUACCCGCUUUGCGCCGCUCGCAUUCGGUGCGAUCCUCCCUGCGGCGCCUCAAGAGCAAGCUGCACAGUCCCGCCCUGCCGCUGCAGUCGCCCUUCAAGCUUCGCGCCCAUCUGCAUUCGCGCAAUCGCACACGGACAGCGCUGGACAAGAGCAAGGCGGCGAAGGCACUGCGCUUGUGGAGUGAAAUCGGUGCCGUGGCCGUGGUCACCACCAAAGUGAAGGGCAAGAACGAGUUUGUGCCUCUCAAGCGGCAGCCCGGCUCCGAGCUGGCCGCCGAUCAGGAGGAACUGGGCAUCGAGCAGCUGAUGUCCACGCUGCCCGUGGGCGUGACGCUGCCGCGAAAGGCCUGCAAGCUGCUCCAAAUACCCGAGAGCUAUUGUCAGCCGGAGCAGGCGAAGACAGCCCCCAAGGCCACGCUGGACUCGGACCUGGAGCGGACGCUAAGCGGCGACGACUCAAUGUCUGUGCUGGCGGACAUCACGCGGAAUGCCCAACAGGGGAUCUAUGGAACGACGCGCAUGCGCACGGCCACCAUCCGGAAGCCGAUGCCGUACCUGAACAGUCACAACAUUCAGUCGCAGUCGCAGUCGCAGUCGUAUCGGGAUAGCGACACUGAAUCUGUGGACAACCAGGUCAAGCUGCGACCCAAGGAUCGGGAUAACUAUCCCACAUAUUAUCCAGCGCCGUUGCUGUCCACUCGCUGGUCCGAUCAGCUGACGCAGCAUGCAGCGGUAGCCAAGAUACGCACCGCCAUCUCCUGCCACACACAGGAUCUCAAAGAGAUGGAGUACCUACUGCCGCACUCGACACAGUCGCAGUCGCAGCUCUGCAUCUCCCGCCAUUCGCAGCCGAAGAACGCCAAGCUGCGGGAUGACCAUGAUGACGAGGAGAAGGCCGAUUCCGCCGACCUGGAGACGCCGCCACUUUCCGCCGGGGACGAGAACACGGCGGCCAAUGUGCAACAGCUAUCCGUGCACCGCCAGCCCGUGCAGCUGAGAACGAAAGUAACGGGCAACAUACCCCAUCCGCGAGCCAGCAAAAUGUCCAAGAAGCAGCAGAAACUGGCACAGGCACAGUUCGAAAAGCUGACGCAGAGCAACCUUCAUCUGCAUGCUCUGUUUUCGGCCGUGGAGCAUGGACAUCUGGACAAAGCACGCACCAUCCUGGAGUCCACCGAUGUGGAUGUGAAUAGCAUUAACAAUGAUGGUCUCUCCGCCUUGGAUCUGGCCGUUCUAAGCAACAAUCGCUCCAUGACCAAAAUGCUGCUCCAACACGGCGCCAUGGAGGGCUCGCAGUUUUCCGCGGAGAACAUUGGCAGCAAGCUCAAUGGCCUGCUGCAGGACGCCGAGUCGCGUAUCCACGAUCUGAGCGGACCGGAGGGCCUCUGUCCACCGAUUUUCGCCUCGCGACCCUCCAUCUCGAGCAUCAUAAUUGGAAACUCGAGUGCCUCCGUGACAGGCUGUACGGGCAGCGAGGUGGAGAAGCAGAUCGGCAUCUGGGAGCGUCGCGUCAAGGGCCUGCGACGGCUGCUGCUUGGCUGGGACCAGGCAAGGCCGCCAGAUGCGCCCGCCUCGGUGGUCGUAGAUGUCACCGGCGACAAUUCCAUCAGCGUACAAAUCUUGGAGCCCUUUGAGGGUGCCAUCGGCACGAAAUUUAAAGUUCAAUGGUCGACCCGCGCGGACUUCAAUAACGUGGUAGGCGAAAGCGAGCUGCUGGAGUGGGUGAGCUUCCAUGGCACAAUGGGCGCCCAGUGUCACAUAUCCGGCCUCACCCAGGGACGUCGAUACUUCCUGCGCGCCUCCUGCGGCAAUGUCAAGGGUUGGGGUGCCUAUCGCACCUCGGUUCCAGCUAGCGUUGUGCCAUCGACCUGGCGUGACUUGGACAAUCGUGAGGACCGAUUUGUGGGCCGUCACCGCAUUCUGGACAACCUCUUUACGGCCGUGCGUUUGGCCCGACCCGCCGAUGUCUCGGAACUCACGCUAGAUCCUGCGGGCGGCCAGCGACGCAACCCCAAGAAAAAGACCACCAUCAAGCAGCUCUUUUCGGUGGCGUCCAAGUUCCAAAAGACCCUCAGAAGGGGCAUCUACUUCUCGUGCAUCGUCCACUGCGAUGACAAGGUGCUGGUGACCAGCGAGGACUUUCCGCCCGUCAUCGAGAUCGACGAAUCGUAUCCGAGUGCCCUGCACAUGGACUACUACUGGCUGAUGAAGGUGGCCUGCACCUGGGACGAUGUCAAGUCGCUGCGCUCCGACAUGGAGCGCAAUCUCACGUCUGCCGUUCAUUUCCGGACAAAGCUUUUGUCUGCCGUCUGCCAGAUGCAGUCGGCGCUGGGCUUCACGGACCUCGGCCAGCUGUACUACAAGCCGCUGCGGGAUUCGCAGGGCACUGUUGUCCUCACCUGCGUCCAGUCGGUGAAGAGCCAGAAGGCCGUCUCCAUACUCAACUCCCGCUGGCUGCCGGUCAGCAAGCUGCAGAAGAAGCUCGGGGCCCUGCACGAGGACUACAACAUCAACGAGAUGCUCAUCUCCUCGAUUGGCGAGCAGAUGCACUACCAGCAGGCGGCCCUGCAGCGCCUGGAGCCGGGCCUCUAUCUGGGCUAUCUGAAAAUGCAGUGCUCCAUGGACCAGAUCCAGGUGGUGGUGCCUGUGAAGACACCCAAUGUCCUGCCCCAUUGCAAGGUGCGCGAGAACAGCCACAUCACGGCCGAGGAGUGGCAGGUGCUACAUCGUAGCGGCGAUCCGCUGCGCCUCCCACUGGAAUUCAGCUCGCCAGGUGGCGAACGGUCGGGCACCACAGAGGUGCAGCGCCUCUUCCUGUACGAUCUCACCAAUGCGAUGCACAAGCUGUUCGCUGGGAUGAACAUCAAGGCCUCGGAGGCCACCACCCACCGCCUCUACGACGUGGAGGUGAUCGAGCACAGUCCCGACAUCAGCUUCCUGGUUGUGUGCCCCUCGGCGGAGUCGUCGUGCGCGGUGCCCGGACAGUCGGAGCUCCUGCUGCAGCGUGACGAUCUGGCCAGCCUGAGCAUCCAGGCCUUUGAGAUGAUCCAUCUGCGCACUUACCAGCCGGCCAUUAUCCAGAAGUACGCCCGGCUCUCCUGCAUCCUGGAGCUGGACACGGCGCUGGCCACGCAUUCGCUGCGCGAGGCCUUCUCCAGCAGCGAACUGCAGGCGGCCAAGGAGCGACUGGCCACACUGCAGGAGCUCAGCUCCAGCCUGACGCUAGUGUGGAAGAGCGUGCGCUGGCUGAUGGAUGUGGUGGCCUAUGCGCGCAACAAGAGUGCCCAGCCGUCGUUGGCCAUGCGGGAGAUCCUCGACUUUGCUCAGCUGCGGCAGGACGAGCUGUCCGCGGCGGGGGGCCAGUCCAAGCAGCUCCUGCAGCUCCCGAUUCGCGAGAGUAAGUUCAACAAGACAGGCACUGGACGUGGCAGCUGGCCGGGACCCGGCACCAACGAGGAUCAAUCGCAGGGCAAGCCGGAGCACUCGAAGUCGGAGCAGAAUCUGGGCCAGACUGCAAUCACCCCAGUGGAUGCCACGACUUCCAAGCAACAGCAACAGCAGCAGCAGCAGUCACAAAUGCAACAGCAACAACAGCAGCUGCUGCAAGUAUCCACCAGCGAGUACGCAGGCUCCACAGGCUCAGAGGUGUCGCUGCGGAAGAACAGCGGCGACUCCAUGAGCUCCACCUACACGCCUCAGAGCUUCUACUCUGCCGUGGACUCCAUCUCGGAUAAGAACAGCAGUAGCAGCAGCUUUGCCCUGCCACCGUCACGCUCCGAUGACACUCUGGCGGAUGCACUGCGCCACUCGCAGGCGGUGGCAGCUCAACGGAAGCGCACCAGCUCCAACAUCGGGCACCACACCUCGACGCCGCUCAUCACGGUGCAUAGUUCCAGCUCGGCUCCGUAUCUAGCCGGAUCGAGUGUGUCGCUCAGGAGUGGCAGCGGUGUCUUUGCCACGGACCUGGAGCACAAGCCGCUAAAGCCGGCCGUGAAGGCCGCGUCCAGUGCCAAUUUGCGCGAAGGAGGACCCUACCUGAAGAGCACCCUGGCGGAGCUGAGGGCUGUGGGCGGCGAGGAGCCGGUGGCCAGCACCUCGAAAGCAUCAUCCACCAAGAGCCUGUCGCGCCAAAGCAGUGAGGAGGACUCGGCCAGCUGCUCCAGCCUGAACACGGAGCAGGUGCCGGGCAUCAUCCAGGUGUACACCGCCUACAAUACCGGACUGGCCAGUGGCACCAGCCUCAAGCUCCACGUAACCCCAAAGACGACCGCCCGCGAGGUCAUUAAUCUGGUGGUCAAGCAGCUCAACAUGGCCGUGGUGCUGAAAGGCAACAACGGGCCCAUCUACAGCGCCGAUAUGCUGGAGAACUUUUGCCUGGUGGCCGUGAUUGGGGCACGAGAGCGCUGCCUGCGGGACGACUUCAAGCCGCUGCAGCUGCAGAAUCCCUGGAAGAAGGGACGUCUCUAUGUGCGAAAGAAACACGAACUGCUGGCCGCCAUCGAGCACUCCAACCGCAAGUCGCAUUUGAUUUGAGCAAUCGGAGACUAUCAAUGGAACUAGCGAUGGAUAUAGGAAAUACAGAUUAAUGAAUCCGAUCCGACUAUUGUACAUUUGUUUGUGUGUUUGGUUCCACCCGUUCCACAUACCCCGCACCGCACCGCACCGCUCCACGACAAUGAUCAAAGAUGAUCGUCGACCAAUUCCCAAAUUAGACUGAAUUACUUAUGUAUGCCCCAAAAAAUGGCAAAUGAAUGGUAUUAUUAUAUUUUGAAUAGUUUAAAGUUCUACAUAAGACCCACCCACAUACAUAAAUACACAUACUAACUAGUAAUCCAUUCACAUACGAAUCGAACUACAGAUUGUUGUUAGUUUUUCUAGAUUAAAGCGUAGAAAGAGGGAAGAGAAGAAAAGAAAAGGUUACACCAAUAUCUAAUAUCCAAUAUGAUAUGAUAUGAUAUACGAAUAGAUAUGUAUUAUAUGUGUGUGCAUCAAUGUAUUUUAUUGUAUGUAUUUUGGUAGAUUAGUGAACAAAAUGUUUUGAUUGUAUUUUUGUGAAAUUUUUAAGGGGCACACACGCACAUUCACACACUCUUAAUCUAAGCGAAACUCACUGGAUGUCAAUAUGCAUUUUAAGUGUCACUCUUGAUGUCUCCCGAUGUGUUUUGUUGUGUGGUUUGUGUGUGUGUGUGUGUGUCCUUGACAAUUGCAAUUCCAUUGGCUUAAUGUUUAAAAGAAAUGUAUUAGUAUGUAAUCGGAAUCAAACCAACAACAACAAGAAAACGAAAAUUGCAAAUAUUUUUUAAAAAUAUAUUGGCACAACAAAAUGUUGAAAAAAACCAAACAAACAAAUAGGAAACUUUUAAUUCAAAUUCUAAAGAUUGUGUUUAUUAAAUGUGUAGCUACACGAAGUCGAGAUCCUCCUUACUAUCCUAUACUAGUAGUAAUCCUCCACUUUCCCCGCUUGCAACUCGUGUUCUAUUCAAUUUUCUAUCUAUCUCAAUGUGCAGAACAGUAUGUGUCUAUAACUUUAAAGUGUACUACUAUAUGGGUACUCUUACAAUGCAAAAAAUACCUUAAUUAACAUAGUGGAAAUUCUUCAGAUAUAUGCAUGUGUACUAUAUGUAUUGUUGUGAACCAUAGACAAAGGAGUCCGUUUCAUUGUCAAGCUCAUGCCCCAAGUCCCAGUAGAUAUGUACUUUUUGUUCGCGACAGCGAUUCGAAUUUAGAUUGAAAGUAGAUGAUGGUGGAUAUACAUUUCGAAUCUUAUGAGAAACUACACAGGAUCACACUUACUUUAAAUGAAUGUGCAACACACGAGUCCACAACAGAUAUCGUACUAUUUAAGAUGUCUACGACCAACAUACGAUUUUUGUACAUUUUAUUCUCAUGAUUUUUGACGAGAAAAGAAAGAGCAGAUUUUGAUACAUUUUUACUAUGGUUUACAAGUGUCCUAGGGCUAGUCGAAGCGCAGCAACGAAUGAACCAUAAGGCGGCCAUGCCCCCCUAACCCCCAUUUGCGUUCAUGCAACAGCAACAACAACAGCAACAGCCCGGUUUCAAAUUUGUAUUACCGACAGCCAAUUGCCUCAAUUCAAAUGGUCUCCUUCCCAUUCCCCUUCCCGGGAAAUGGUCGAGCAAACAACGAAACGUAUGCAAAGGCGAACAAAUUCCAUAUUGUAUGACCAGUUUUCUGUUUAUUAACUCGGAAUCGGAAUGCCAAUUAAAAAAUUUCAAUUGUACGAUACACAGCGUCCGUCCCUAGAAGAGCGUUUGAUUUUACGAAUGGAUGCGAAACGUAUACAGAGUAUUAUUAUUAUUUUGAAUUGCGAUCAAGUGAGAUAGAUUAGUUUUUACGAUGCAAUCUAAUUGUAGCUAAUGUGUGGAAUAUGUAUAACCCAAAAGCAUCGUAUUGUUUCGAAAAUAAAAAAAUACACCUGUAAUUAGAUAUAUGUAUGUAGAGGAUGAACCUUAUCAAGUGUAACUCGUGAACACAAAUUGCAUGCCAGUACCAACAAACAUCCAUUAUCAAUUCCGUGUGUGUAUUAUUGGUGUGUGUUAACUGCUCUAUAGUGUAUUGUAUUGUAUUAUUAUCAACAAACAGAAUGAACAGCACUACUCGUCGUAAGAGAUAAUGUUGAAGCAAUGUAAGUGGCGGAAGGAGUCGCGUGGACGAGUACUGUAGAUUGGGAGUGUAGUCAAACUAAGAAUAAUGUGAGUACCGAAGCAUUCAAAGAAUAUUCAAUUAAAUUAAUAAAGACUCAACAAUUGUUAUGGUAUCACAAUCAUGUUUGUUUCUAUGUUCUAUGGAAAUUUCUAGAUAAAAAAGGAGAAUAAUGAUACUCAUGAAAUAUUGCAAAUUCGAGUAUAGUAAGUAAGUCGAGUAGUGGUGUAAGCACAAUCAUGUUUAUUUCUAUGUUCUAUGGAAAUUUCUAGAUAAAAAAGGAGAAUAAUGAUACUCAUGAAAUAUUGCAAAUUCGAGUAUAGUAAGUAAGUCGAGUAGUGGUGUAAGCACAAUCAUGUUUGUUUCUAUGUUCUAUGGAAAUUUCUAGAUAAAAAAGGAGAAUAAUGAUACUCAUGAAAUAUUGCAAA
Drosophila miranda is the source of this 7188-nucleotide messenger RNA. RefSeq lists its product as uncharacterized. The record is from RefSeq and is a predicted model, not a curated record. The transcript is spliced from 9 exons. Gene Ontology annotation, biological process: signal transduction; regulation of establishment of bipolar cell polarity; establishment of mitotic spindle orientation. Gene Ontology annotation, molecular function: protein binding. Gene Ontology annotation, cellular component: spindle. The coding region runs from base 1 to 4632 and encodes 1543 amino acids. Lineage: Eukaryota; Metazoa; Arthropoda; Insecta; Diptera; Drosophilidae.